CCUACUCCAAUCUACCAAAACCCUCCUGUGAGGCCGGCAAUGCCUUACCGGUCGGAGCCAUUGUACGACAGCAAUGACCCUGCCUUUGUUACCCUGGACUUUGCAGCCGCCCAGGAUCAGAAGGACCCCCUCAAGCACCUCCGCGACGAGUUUGUGAUUCCGACAAAGGCGGACCUGAAGAACGAACGAUACGGACCUGCUACCUCCAACCCUACCUCCGGCGAUGAUUCAACGAGCUCGGAGACAUGUGUGUACAUGUGCGGGAACUCGCUAGGUUUACAGCCCCGCCGAACCUCCGAAUAUGUGAAGAAGUACCUGGAUACGUGGGCGUCAAAAGGGGUAUAUGGCCACUUUAAAGAGCUGAAAGAGGGCCUGCCGCCAUGGCUGCAUAUCGACGAUGCUAUCAAGGAGCAGACGGCCAAGAUGGUGGGGGCUUUGCCGGGUGAAGUCGUGGUUAUGGAGACGUUGACUGCGAACCUGCAUCUCCUUAUGGCCAGCUUCUACAAGCCGACCAAGGAUAGAUACAAGAUCAUAAUCGAAGGGAAAGCAUUUCCUAGCGACCACUACGCAGCCUUGUCCCAACUCGCCCACCACAACAUAGACAUCUCAGCACUCGUGCUGAUAUCCCCAACAUGUACCGACAGUCCCUACCUCUCUACCGAACACAUUCUGUCAGUGAUAUCCCAGCACGGAGCUUCCACCGCGCUCCUCCUUCUCCCUGGCAUCCAAUUCUACAGCGGCCAGUUCUUCGACAUCGCCCUCAUAACCCGCCACGCACAAUCGCUAGGCAUAACAGUUGGCUGGGACCUCGCCCAUGCCGUCGGCAACGUCCCCCUGCACCUACACGACUGGAAUGCCGACUUCGCCGCCUGGUGCAACUACAAGUACAUGAACGGCGGCCCCGGCGUCAUCGGCGGCCUCUUCGUGCACGAGCGGAACGGCCGCGUCGAUAAAGUCUCUUUGCCCAACUGUAGUAGCACCGCCGAAGACCCAACCAAGAGCGAGGACCAGCUCACCUUCCGCCCCCGUCUCAGCGGCUGGUGGGGCAGUGACAAGUCCGCCCGCUUCCGCAUGGACAACAAGUUCGUCCCCAUCCCCGGCGCGUCGGGCUUCCAGCUCUCGAACCCCUCCGCGCUCGACAUGACGGCCGUCACAGCGUCACUGGAUGUCUUCGCGAUGACAGAUAUGCAGGCACUGCGAGAAAAGAGCGUCAAGUUGACCGCGUACCUCGAAGCCCGCCUCCUGAAGUACGCAGACGGCACACCGCCAUACCGCAUCAUCACGCCCUCCCAGCCAGGCGAGCGAGGCGCGCAGUUGAGCGUCCUACUAGAGCCAGGGAUGCUAGAUCAAGUCAUGGAGAUCCUGGAAGAGGAGGGCGCGGUCGUCGACGAGCGGCGGCCGGACGUCAUACGCGUGGCGCCGGCGCCGCUGUACAACUCCUUCGUCGACGUGCACCGCUUCGUCGUCAUCUUCCAGGACGCAUGCCGCAAGGUCGUUGCUUCGCGGGCGUCGAAGAAGAUCCCAGAUACGGAGAGUGGGACGGCGGCGCAGGUGGAGAACGGGGUUAGCUGAAUAGUUCACGGCUUUCUUUGGUCUCAAUCUCGAAAAGGCAGGCAACACACCUACCUGGCCCUUAAUCACCUCCAACGCCCACAAGCACCCACUUCGAUCGGCUAUAGGGUGGAAGAGCAGGAGCACAUUCCUACAUAUCAAUCUCGCUAUGAGGUCGCAACUCACCCCCGUCGGUGCACCUAGCGUCUCUUAUUCCUAGAGAAAGUUCCAUUGGCUCAAUCUCCUUCCUUGGUCCUGGAAUAGGGGUUAUGACUCCAUAGAUAGGACACACGUAAUACUCAAGCCCGUCACUAUCACCACUGCCCU
Mytilinidion resinicola is the source of this 1878-nucleotide messenger RNA. RefSeq names its product kynureninase. Gene Ontology annotation, cellular component: cytoplasm. The transcript has 2 exons. Gene Ontology annotation, molecular function: pyridoxal phosphate binding; kynureninase activity. Gene Ontology annotation, biological process: NAD+ biosynthetic process. NCBI's taxonomy places the organism in Eukaryota, Fungi, Ascomycota, Dothideomycetes, Mytilinidiales, Mytilinidiaceae. The record is from RefSeq and is a predicted model, not a curated record. Bases 40 to 1572 code for a protein of 510 amino acids.